GGCCGUUCUCAAAGCGCUGAGGGCAGCGAGAGGCGCGGAGCGGGCGUGAGGGCAGCACCCCGGCUUAUCCCUUCGGCUCUACCAAGCGAAGGGGCAGAUUGCCUUUUUCUGACUAAAAUCAGCCUGUCCCGAGUUGUUUUUUUUUUUUUUUUUCCCCCCGCUCUCUUCUCGCCCUCGCCGGUUCCUCGGGAGCGUUUCGCCACCUGCGCCAUGGUGAUGUUCAAGAAAGUGAAGACCUUCCUGCUGGCUUUCAGCGAGCCGGAGAAGGUUUAUUGCAGCGGGGAGAAGGUGGCGGGGCACGUGUUGGUGGAGGUGGCCGAGGUCACUCGCGUCAGCGCCGUCAAGGUGCUGGCCUGCGGGGUGGCCAAAGUCAACUGGGCCAAGGGCCCGCAGCAGUGCAGGCAGGAGAUGGAGUACCUGCGCUUCGAGGAUGUCCUCACCCUGGAGGAGCAGCCCACUGAUGGGGACGGCUCUGUAAUCCUCAGACCCGGGAACAAGUACGAGUACAAAUUCGGAUUCGAGCUUCCCCAGGGGCCGCUGGGUACCACCUUCAAGGGAAAGUACGGCUGUGUGGAUUACUGGGUGAAAGCCUUCCUGGAGCGCCCGUCCUUUCCCAUUCAGGAGAUAAAAAAGCGCUUCGAGGUGAUGGAUCCUGUGGACGUGAACACACCAGAACUGCUGUCCCCGGUUGCUGCCAAGAAGGAGAAGAAAGUGUCCUGCAUGUUCAUUCCCGACGGGCGCGUGUCGGUCAGCGCUCAGAUCGACAGGAAGGGGUUUUGCGAAGGCGACGAGAUCUGCAUCAACGCCGACUUCGAGAACACGUGCUCCCGCAUCGUGGUGCCCAAAGCCGCCAUCGUGGCCAAGCACACCUACCUGGCCAACGGGCAGACCAAAGUCUUCACCCAAAAACUCUCCUGCGUCCGAGGCAACCACAUCAUCUCGGGCAUGUCCGAGUCCUGGCGGGGCAAAACCAUCCGCGUCAAGAAACUCAAACCCUCCAUCCUGGGCUGCAACAUCCUGCGCGUGGAGUAUUUCCUGCAGAUCUACGUCAGCGUCCCCGGCUCCAAGAAAAUCAUCUUGGAGCUGCCGCUGGUCAUCGGCAGCCGCUCGGGCAUCGGGAGCCGCAGCUCCAGCAUGGCCAGUCAGACCAGUUCCGAGAUGAGCUGGGUGGACUUGAACCUCCCGGAUGCCCCUGAAGCGCCCCCGUGUUACCUGGACAUCGUCCCCGAGGACCAUCGCCUGGAGAGCCCCACCACCCCGCUGCUGGACGAGGCCGACAGCUUCGACAGCCCCAUCUUCAUGUACGCCCCCGAGUUCAAGUUCAUGCCCCCCCCCACCUACACAGAGGUGGAUCCCUGCGUGGCGAACAACAACGUGCAGUGAGCGCUGAGGCCGGGGGCUGUGCUCCCCCUUUUUUUCCUGGACUUUGGAAUUAUCCCGCCUGCGGGAUCCCGGCCGAUCCGCUCGAGGAGGAGGAGGAGGAGGAGGAGGAAGGAGCCGAGAGGUUUUUUCUUUUUUCGGCGGGCGCCGGAGUGCGGAGGAGCCCCGCGGCGGUUUGGGGCUGCACCGGAGGAGCGACCCGAGGGCGUGGGGUGGGGGGGGGCUCUGAGCCCCCCGCGGUGUCACCCGCAGCGGAGGCGGGUUCCUGCCUCAAAACUGGCGGAAAAACCCCCCAAAAAGUUAAAAAUCACCAUCAUGAUGCCUUCCAAGCCACGGUGCCAAAGCCCUGGGCGAGGCCGGGGGGGGAUCCUGGCUGUAAAUCCCACCGACGCAAGGUCAAGGUCGUGAAGAACUUUUGUACUGUUUUGUAUUGGGGUUUGGGGUUUUGUUUUGUUUUUUUUGGGGGGGGGGGGGGGGGGGAGAGAGGGAAAAAAAAUUAAAAAAAAAAUUAUAUUUUGUCCUGUUGGUGCUCUACAUGCCCCUGGGGGGUGAAAUUUUUAAUAAAGAUCUGAGCAAAA
Tyto alba (common barn owl) is the source of this 1958-nucleotide messenger RNA. It is a transcript of the gene TXNIP, whose product is annotated as thioredoxin interacting protein. The transcript is spliced from 8 exons. Lineage: Eukaryota; Metazoa; Chordata; Aves; Strigiformes; Tytonidae. The record is from RefSeq and is a predicted model, not a curated record. Gene Ontology annotation, cellular component: cytoplasm. Gene Ontology annotation, molecular function: ubiquitin protein ligase binding. Gene Ontology annotation, biological process: protein transport. The coding region runs from base 211 to 1383 and encodes 390 amino acids.